CAUCCAGCUGCAUAAGAAUUCCCUUAUGCAAUCCCACUUGCACACCAAGAUAAAUGAGGAGUAUUACAACAAGACAAGAAAAAUAUUUUUCAAGAAAAAGAUUUGUCCUUUACUACAUUUUUUCAAAAAUAUUAAAUUGAUCUUAUAAGUUCAUGUUCUGCCCCAUAAGCAAGAGAAUAACAUCUCUUACAUAACCCUAUCAAAAGAAAUAUAGAUAUUCAUUUGUUUAUUCUCUCAACUAGCUCACCACCAUCACCUUUUCUUGGUGUAUAUAAAGACAUACUCCACAUAACCUCAAAAUAACACACUUGUGCAAUCCACACAUCCUCCCUCAUCAUCUUAUUAAUCGUUAGGCCAUGGCCUCAAGCUCGUUGACAUCUUCACGUAGCUCGUGGACAUCGAAGCAAAACAAGCAGUUCGAGGAGGCCCUAGCAAGGUACGACAAGGACACACCGGAGCGUUGGCACAACAUAGCCAGAGCAGUUGGUGGGAAAUCUGCAGAUGAAGUGAGGAGGCAUUAUGAAGUCCUGGUUAAAGACAUUAUGCAAAUAGAGACUGAUCAAGUGCCUAUUCCCAACUACAGAGCCCUUGCAAGAGGAUAUGCCCAUGAACAGAGGCUUAUGAGGAAUCUCAAGCUGCAGUGAUGAACAUAUCCUUCAAGAGUACAUACUCCAUCAACAUCUGGAAAAAAAACAGAUGCCUUCGCGUAAACUAUACGUGAAAGCGAUUUUCGUCUUCUUCAGCAAUCAAAGUGUCUUGUGCCAAGAAACAAAAUAAUAAAAAAAAAAAAUUGUAAUAUUAAGAUUCGAGAAAAUAAGAAAAAACUAUAAUAUUAUGAUCAUCUUGUAUCGUGUUAUCCGAAAAUGUAUGAUAUAUAGUGUAUUUUUCUGUCAUUGUUAUUGAAUUUUCAUGAAAGGCUUUUUGCCAAAGAA
This is a messenger RNA of Salvia miltiorrhiza (redroot sage), 932 nucleotides long. RefSeq names its product protein RADIALIS-like 3. The transcript is spliced from 2 exons. NCBI's taxonomy places the organism in Eukaryota, Viridiplantae, Streptophyta, Magnoliopsida, Lamiales, Lamiaceae. Gene Ontology annotation, molecular function: DNA-binding transcription factor activity. The record is from RefSeq and is a predicted model, not a curated record. Bases 357 to 644 code for a protein of 95 amino acids.